This is a messenger RNA of Poecile atricapillus (Black-capped chickadee), 1585 nucleotides long. It is a transcript of the gene APOA5, whose product is annotated as apolipoprotein A5. Gene Ontology annotation, molecular function: phospholipid binding; phosphatidylcholine-sterol O-acyltransferase activator activity; cholesterol binding. Bases 187 to 1440 code for a protein of 417 amino acids. The transcript is spliced from 3 exons. Gene Ontology annotation, cellular component: extracellular region; chylomicron; blood microparticle. Gene Ontology annotation, biological process: very-low-density lipoprotein particle remodeling; positive regulation of lipid biosynthetic process; triglyceride homeostasis. The record is from RefSeq and is a predicted model, not a curated record. NCBI's taxonomy places the organism in Eukaryota, Metazoa, Chordata, Aves, Passeriformes, Paridae.
GAGCUCGCCCUCCCGCACCCAUCCCGCGGCUCCAGCUCCGGCGGUUCCGAGCUCCGUUUUCCCCUCGACUGGAGCUGCAGCCGGUGUCCCCAUCCCCAUCCCCAUCCCCAUCCCCAUCCCCAUCCCCAUCCCCAUCCCCAUCCCCAUCCCGGCAGCUCCAUCCAGCGUUCCCUCCGGGGUGCGGAGAUGGGCGGCGGGGCAGGGCCAGCCCCGUCCCCCGAGCCCGGGGGGCAGCGGGCAGUCAGCCGGACCAUGCUGCUGAAGGCUGCGCUGCUCCUCUCGCUGCUGGCCGGCUGCCCGGGUGGGUGCGGGCACGGGGGCAGCAGGGCAGGGUGCGCGGCAGCACAAGCCCCGCUCCCGCCCGCAGUGUCCCCGGCCAAGCCGGCACAGAGCGGCCUCUGGGAGUACCUGAGCCAGCUGACGGGUGACAAGGACAGCCUGGAGCACGGCCAGAGCAAGCUGGGCAGGGACCUGACGAACCUGAAGGAGAGCAUUCAGGAUGGGGUCAGCUACAUGGGGGAUUUCCUGGAGAAGCUGUCGCCCCUCAACAGGGGCCUGCAGCCGCCGCUCUACGAGGACCCGGCCAGCCUGCGCAAGGCCAUCCGCAGGGAGCUGGACAGCCUCAGGGUGAAGCUGUCCCCGUACGUGGACGAGGUGCACCAGCAGGUCGGGAAGCACCUGGACGAGCUCCGGCAGCAGCUGCGGCCGUUCACGGAGGAGCUGCUGGAGCAGGCGUCCCUGCGGGCCCGGGAGCUCCGGCGGCACCUGAUGCCCAGCCGGGAGGUGACGGCGCAGCUCCUGGACGGCGCCGACGAGCUCCAGCGCUUCAUGGCUCCCUACGCCGACAAGAUCGCCUUCCACACGGAGCAGGUGAAGGAAAUCUUCCAGCCGUACACGGAGCGGCUGCUGACCGAGAUCCGCCGCAACGUGGAGGAGCUGCACCGCAGCGUGGCCCCGCACGCCCGCGCCAGCCCCGAGCAGCUCCAGCAGCACAUCCAGGAGCUGUCGGCCAAGCUGACCCGCAACGCGCGGGACCUGCACCAGCAGAUCCAGAGGAGCCUGGAGCAGCUGAAGGCCAAGCUGAGCCCGUUCCCCGGCAGGCUCGGGGCGCGGCCCCGCUCCCGGGAGGCGCUGGCGCGGGAGGUGCAGCGGAGCGUGGAGGAGUUCCGGCAGGACACGUACGCGCAGAUCCGCGCCUUCACCCGGGCGCUGGACCACGAGACGGAGGAGAUGCGGCUGAAGCUCAGCGCCCGCCCGGAGCCGCCCGAGGAGCCGCUGGACGCGUCGCCGCCGCCCCUGGAGGACCUGCGCGCCCGGCUGGACGCGCUGUGGCGGGACCUGGCGCUGAGCCUGAGCGAGCGCGGCGGGGAGGGCGGGCAGGGCGGGCAGGGCGGGGAGGCGCGGGCGGGCCCGGCGGGGCCGGGGCGGCUCCGCGGCUGAACGCAAAUAAAGGCGCCGCCAUCGCGGCCCGCGCGCCCCACGUGACCCGCGCGCCAUCGCCGUGCGUCACCGCCGCGCGCCGUCACGUGACACCGAGCAGCAUGUCGGCACUGGGGGCCGUGGAGGCGGCGGCCGGGCCCGGAGC